AUGGCGCAAAUCCGUGGCACUGCCGGCUACAAUUUUGGCCACCAGAACCCCUUUGGGGGUCCUGGCAGAGUAGAGGCAACGGGCGACCCCAGUCCUCUGGACGCUGUUCGGGAACAAACCAGCAAAAUCGAGGACUGGUUGGACACCAUGGCAGACCCCGUGAAACCAUAUCUACCAGCCAUUGGUCGCUUCCUGAUCGUGGUCACCUUCAUCGAGGACAGUCUCCGGAUGAUCACUCAAUGGAACGACCAACUAUUGUACCUCCGUGACUAUCGGAAGAUUCCAUGGGGUGUCACGCAUACAUUCCUUAUCAUCAACAUGCUCGCCAUGUCGCUUUGCUCGUUUAUGGUUAUUGCCCGCAGACACACGGAGUACGCUGUUGCCGGUCUCCUGGCCGUUGUCAUCGUUCAAGGUCUCGGAUACGGACUGAUUUUCGACCUCAACUUCUUCCUUCGCAAUCUGAGUGUUGUCGGUGGCUUGCUCAUGGUUCUCUCCGACUCAUGGGUGCGCAAGAAGUUCGUCCCUGCAGGCUUGCCCCAGCUUGAUGAGAAGGACCGCAAGAUGUACGUCCAGUUCGCUGGUCGUGUUCUGCUGAUCUUCCUCUUCAUCGGAUUUGUCUUCUCGGGCCAGUGGAGUCUGUGGCGCAUCAUCGUCAGCCUGUUCGGCUUUGUCGCGUGUAUCAUGGUCAUUGUUGGAUUCAAGGCCAAGUGGAGUGCGAUCAUCUUGGUGGUCUUGUUGAGCGUUUUCAACGUGCUGGUCAACAACUUCUGGACGCUUCAUCCCCACCACCCCCACAAGGACUUUGCCAAGUACGACUUUUUCCAGAUUCUGUCCAUCGUCGGAGGACUUUUGCUUCUGAUCAACAUGGGUCCCGGCCAAUUGAGUAUGGAUGAGAAGAAGAAGGUCUACUAG
This is a messenger RNA of Aspergillus sclerotioniger CBS 115572, 912 nucleotides long. RefSeq names its product protein ERV29. Gene Ontology annotation, biological process: Golgi organization. Gene Ontology annotation, cellular component: membrane; endoplasmic reticulum-Golgi intermediate compartment; endoplasmic reticulum. Lineage: Eukaryota; Fungi; Ascomycota; Eurotiomycetes; Eurotiales; Aspergillaceae. Bases 1 to 912 code for a protein of 303 amino acids. The transcript is spliced from 5 exons. The record is from RefSeq and is a predicted model, not a curated record.